Microthlaspi erraticum is the source of this 2610-nucleotide messenger RNA. The record is from the annotation of a GenBank genome assembly. NCBI's taxonomy places the organism in Eukaryota, Viridiplantae, Streptophyta, Magnoliopsida, Brassicales, Brassicaceae.
AUGCGAUUCACAACAACAAUAUGGAGACAUCAAUCUCUGCAAAAACUCAAACACAAACCUCGUAUACACGCACUUGGCGCUACGAAAAUCCGAAUCUAUUGCUUUAGUACUUCUAUAUCAUCCUCUCGUUUAUACAAUGCACACAACCUGUUCGACAAAAAUCCUGACCGAAACCUCGAAAACUACACGAGCUUGCUCUUUGGAUUUUCUCAUGACGGACGCACUCAAGAAGCAACGAGACUCUUCUUGAACAUCCACCGUUCCGGAUCGGAGCUGGACUGCUCAAUCUUCUCCUCUGUUCUAAAAGUCUCCGCUACCUUAUGUGACGAGCUUCUCGGCAGACAAUUGCACUGCCAAUGCGUAAAGUUCGGAUUUUUAGACGAUGUGAGUGUGGGAACAUCGUUGGUUGACACAUACAUGAAAGGAAGCAACUUUAACGACGGAAGAAACGUUUUUGAGGAAAUGAAAGAGAGGAAUGUUGUUACUUGGACUACGUUGAUAAGCGGGUAUGCGCGAAAUUCGUCGAAUGAGGAAGUCUUGACAUUGUUUAUGAGAAUGCAGGAAGAAGGAACGCAGCCGAACUCGUUUACCUUUGCAGCUGCUCUUGGAGUUUUGGCAGUAGAAGGAGCAGGUGGGAGGGGAAUGCAGGCACAUACAGUCGUUGUGAAGAACGGUUUGGAUAAAACGAUUCCUGUGUCUAAUGCUCUGAUCAAUCUGUAUCUAAAGUGUGGGAAUGUUGGGAAAGCUAGAGUUUUGUUUGAUAAGACUGAAGUUAAGAGUGUUGUGACGUGGAACAGUAUGAUUUCUGGAUAUGCAGCGAACGGUCUUGAUUCAGAAGCGUUGAGAAUGUUUUAUGCUAUGAGGCUUAACCAUGUGAGGUUAUCUGAAUCGAGCUUUGCUUCCGUUAUCAAGCUCUGUGCUAACUUUAAAGAGCUGAAGUUCACGGAGCAGCUCCAUUGUAGUGUUGUCAAAUAUGGUUUCUUGUUUGAUCAGAACAUAAGGACGGCUCUAAUGGUAGCUUAUGGUAAGUGUUCUGCGAUGCUUGAUGCUCUUAGUCUGUUCAAAGAGAGUGGAUUUCUAGGGAAUGUUGUGUCGUGGACAGCGAUGAUUAGUGGUUUCUUGCAGAAUGAUGGGAAAGAGGAAGCGGUGGAUUUGUUUCGGGAAAUGAAGAGGAAAGGUGUUAGACCGAACGAGUUCACUUAUUCGGUUAUUCUCACAGCUCUUCCUGUAAUGUCUCCAUCAGAGGUCCACGCAGAGAUUGUAAAGACUAACUACGAGAGAUCUUCAACCGUUGGAACAGCGCUUUUAGAUGCUUAUGUGAAGUUAGGUGAAGUAGACGAGGCUGCAAAAGUUUUUAGCGGUAUUGAAGAUAAAGACAUUGUGGCUUGGUCAGCGAUGCUUGCAGGAUAUGCUCAGACCGGAGAGAUUGAGGCAGCUAUAAAGAUGUUUAGAGAGCUCACAAAGGGAAGGAUGAAACCGAACGAGUUCACACUCUCUAGCAUCCUUAACGUUUGUGCAGCUACUACUGCGUCUUCAGGACAGGGGAAGCAAUUCCAUGGAUUCGCUGUAAAAUCAAGCGUUGAUAGCUCUCUGUGUGUUAGCAGUGCUCUUUUAACCAUGUAUGCUAAGAAAGGCGAUAUUGAGAGCGCUGAAGAAGUCUUUAAAAGGCAGAGAGAGAGGGAUUUAGUGUCGUGGAACUCGAUGAUCUCAGGGUAUGCACAACACGGGCAAGCUAUGAAGGCUCUCGAUGUUUUCAAGGAGAUGAAGAAGCAAAAGGUGAGAAUGGAUGGUGUAACGUUCAUCGGAGUAUUUGCUGCUUGUACACAUGCGGGGUUAGUAGAAGAAGGCGAGAAGUAUUUCGAUAUAAUGGUGAGAGAAAACAAGAUUACACCUACAAAGGAACAUAAUAGUUGUAUGGUGGAUCUAUACAGCCGAGCCGGGCAACUUGAAAAGGCUAUGAAGGUGAUAGAGAACAUGCCGUACCAAGCUGGUUCCACCAUUUGGAGAACAGUUUUAGGUGCGUGUCGUGUGCACAAGAAGACAGAGCUUGGGAGAUUAGUUGCAGAGAAGAUCAUUGAGAUGAAACCAGAGGAUUCAGCUGCAUAUGUGUUGUUGUCGAAUAUGUAUGCAGAGUCAGGAGAUUGGCAGGAGAGAGCCAAAGUGAGGAAGCUGAUGGACGAGAGAAAGGUGAAGAAAGAAGCUGGUUAUAGUUGGAUUGAGGUCAAGAACAAGACUUACGCGUUCUUGGCUGGUGAUCGGUCUCAUCCUCUCCGAGAUCAGAUCUAUAUGAAGCUAGAGGAUUUGAGUGCGCGGCUGAAGGAUCUAGGGUAUGAGCCGGAUACAAGCUAUGUGCUUCAGGACAUUGAUGAUGAGCUUAAAGAAGCUGUUCUUGCUCAGCAUAGUGAGAGACUAGCUAUUGCUUUUGGGUUGAUCGCUACACCAAAGGGAAGUCCUCUUUUGAUCAUCAAGAACCUUAGAGUUUGUGGAGAUUGCCACGUAGUUAUCAAACUGAUUGCGAAAAUUGAAGAAAGAGAGAUUGUGGUUAGAGAUACAAAUCGGUUUCAUCACUUUAGCAGUGAUGGAGUUUGCUCAUGUGGGGACUUUUGGUAA